Closterium sp. NIES-67 is the source of this 553-nucleotide messenger RNA. Lineage: Eukaryota; Viridiplantae; Streptophyta; Zygnematophyceae; Desmidiales; Closteriaceae. The record is from the annotation of a GenBank genome assembly.
GAAAGAGCGUAGGAGAGCGAGAGAUAGAGUGAGAGAGAGAGAGGGGGGUGGGGAGGAGGCAAAGAGUGAAAGUGAGAGAGAGAGAGAGAGAGAGAGAAAGAUAGAGAGAGAGAGAGAGAGAGGGGGGGGGGGGGGGGGGGGGGGGAGGGGAAGAAGAAUGGGAGGAAGAAGGAAAGAGCAUACGAGAGUGAGAGAGAGUGAAAGAGAGAGAGAGAGAGAGAGAGAGAGAGAGAGAGAGAGAGAGAGAGAGAGAGAGAGAGAGAGAGAGAGAGAAAGAAGGGGGGGGGGGUGGGGGGAGGCAAAGAGCGAAAAAAGGAAGGAUAGAGCGAAGAUGGAAGUGCUAGCAUCACCUAUGCUAGGAGCAAGUUCGACAUCGGCAAGUGAACUAGCUGAGAGAAGGAGAGAGAGAGAGAGAGAGAGAGAGAGAGAGAGAGAGAGAGAGAGAGAGAGAGAGAGAGAGAGAGAGAGAGAGAGAGAGAGAGAGAGAGAGAGAGAGAGAGAGAGAGGACAGAGGUGCACCUCACGGUAGUGACUCUUACCUGCAAUCAGUGAU